This is a messenger RNA of Ornithodoros turicata, 1306 nucleotides long. RefSeq lists its product as uncharacterized. Gene Ontology annotation, biological process: endoplasmic reticulum organization; protein homooligomerization. NCBI's taxonomy places the organism in Eukaryota, Metazoa, Arthropoda, Arachnida, Ixodida, Argasidae. The transcript is spliced from 3 exons. The record is from RefSeq and is a predicted model, not a curated record. Gene Ontology annotation, molecular function: GTPase activity; GTP binding. Bases 137 to 1291 code for a protein of 384 amino acids.
UGCUCUGCACGGUGUUGUAGCCGAAAAGUUUGCCGCCUCCAAUGAGUUGCUGUCAACGCUGCCCGUACCGGUUAUCCUGCCCUCACAAUCUGAAGGGAGCGUAUACGAAUUUCAACGCGAUGUGCUGGAGCAUAGCAUGUGGAACGGAGUUGAAAACCUGCCUGUGGUCGUUGUAUCGAUCGCCGGUGUAUUCCGCUGUGGAAAGUCUUUCCUGCUUGGCUAUUUCAUCAGGUACCUGGAACACCUCGAGGGUCAUCGGAGUUCUGAAGGUUGGAUGGAUGAUGCUACUACUCCACUUACGGGGUUUUCUUGGAGAAAGGGACGGAAAAGGAUCACCACUGGAAUACAGCUGUGGGGAAAAAUUUUCAAAAUAGACACGCCCAGAUGGGGGAGAGUUGCAGUCGUCCUUGCAGUUGCAGUGCCUCCUUGUGCCUCCAGUGCGUCCUUGAGUUGCAGUGCCUGUCGUCCUGAACGGGUUUUCCAUAUUGCUAAAUGUACGGAAAGAGCAGGGGAUGACGCGUUAGAAUUCAUCGUAGUGUCCCAACUAGAGCCCUGCACCAUCCGCGAACGGAAGCGUAUAUCCGCGGAUAUCCGCAACAUACUUGUGAAUCCGGAUGAAAAUGUAGCCCUUUCUGCGGUGUGCGGAUCGGAUGCGGGUGGCUCGAGGUCGGAUGCGGAUCGGAUGCGGAUGCGAAAGCAGAGGAUCGGCAGCGGUUUGGAUGCGGACAUACCGUGUGCAGUAAUUUUUCUACCAGAAAUCUAUUGGUAUUGCGCGCACACAGCGUGCGCAUACACGGGUUCACCCUUGAGGGCCAGUUCUCAUUUGUCGACACCCGACGCGUCGUCGUGCGCGGGCAGAGGAACUCCGCCGCCCAGUCAGCGCACGAUUUCAUGUUCCCACCACAGUGGCGUUCCGUCAUCCAAAGCAGACGAAAAAUCAGAAGGCGUGGCCUUUCUGUGUCAUCUAAUUGGUCGCCAGCUGUCGUUCUCGGCAGCUCUUGCCGAAGUCGUGAAAGAAGGUCGGCAUGGCAGUUUUUUUGGCUCGACUCUCCUCUCUCGACUCCGGAAAAACGCGUUUACUUCGGCCACCCGCUCACAACGCCGUGUCGGGCGUCGCCAAGUGAGAAGUGGCCGUGACCGUGCACGGCCAAGACGCGAGAGGAGGAAUUCUGGCGUCGCCAACUACGCGAGCACCGGCGAGGUGGCGUUCCACGUGCUCCAAAAGUCUCUUCAUAUCGCGUUUGUUGAACGGUUGUUGAAAUGCUCAACUUUGCUUUGCUUACCGUCGUGAGUCCUUCCGCGAGAG